CGAUCAUGGCACACGAUGUUCUUAAUGUACCGUAUGUGAACAUUGCCAACGGUGGGCCCCUGGGUACGCGUUACACCCGUUGGUCUGACACCCCUUCCCCGCUAAGUUACGUCCCGGAAUACCUCACGCACUUCACGGACUCGAUGACCUACCUGCAACGCGUCAAGAACGUCAUAAUGCACGCGCUGUCUGUUAUCGUGUACGACAUUGGCAGGCAUUAUUGGACAGAUGCCCAGAAGAAGGAGAUGGGAUAUCGAAAAGAGACUUCGAUGCUUGGAAUUUGGCGGAACUCGGCCCUCUUCAUCCUGAACUGGGAUUUCAUUCUAGAAUACCCUCGUCCCACGCAGCCCAACGUGGUUUUUGCAGGUGGUGUGACCGUGCGAUCCGCCCAACCGUUAACUCCGGAUUUCGAAGAGUUUGUACAAGGUUCGGGAGACGAUGGUGUUGUUGUGUUCUCCGUCAGCACCUUGACGAACUUCAUGGACGACGACAUGGCGGACAUGAUCGCCACUGCCCUGGCCAGGGUGCCGCUGCGUGUUAUCUGGAAGUUCGCUGGGGAGCGGAGACCGUCAACUCUGGGCAACAACACGCUGUUGGCUGGCUGGCUGCCUCAGGGAGAUUUACUAGGGCAUAACAAAACCAAGUUGUUCAUUUAUCAUGGAGGAAUCAACGGCGCCUUCGAGGCCAUCUACCACGGCGUACCAGUGGUGGGGAUACCAUUAUUUGCGGAUCAGGUCGACAACCUCCUGCGUCUGUGGAGCCUCGGUAUGGCAGAGUACGUGAAAGGCGGAAUACGUGAGGUCAACAGUGAUACGCUGUACCAGCUCAUCAUGAAAGUGGUAUCUAAUCCGAGCUACAAACGUCACGCAGUGGCAGCAUCAGAGAGGUACAGGGCCCAGCCGCAAAAGCCAUUGGAAAAAGCCACUUUCUGGAUCAACCACGUUCUCAACCACGGCGCCGAGCACCUACGGACGAAGGGCAGAGAGCUGUCAUGGAUUCAGUAUCACAUGCUGGAUGUAGCGGGUGUGUUAGCCAUUCCAUUCGUGCUCUUCAUCUGGGGCGUACGUUUCUGUUUAUCAGCAUUGUUUUGCCGUGCUAAAUCAGCAGGAGAGCAGUAUAAUACACGCAAAUGAUGCCAUAAGCAUUUCCACCGAAUAAACGCCACGAAACUUGAUGUCAAUCAGCACAUGUUGUAAUUACGAAGCACCGUUCACUGCUGUUCCACGCAGACUCCGUUUCCUGUAUUUCUGCUUAGUGAAGAGUGAGAUGACCGUGUAUGAUUGGUUCCUUAUUCCCUUGCACGUUGUUGUUUAGUUUGCAAAACACACUUUGUCGUUAGUUGAAAAGAAUUUUUUAUUUGAACUCUACACGAAGGCCGCCCUUCCUUACAAAGAACAACUUUGAAAAAGACUUCUUUGAUUUUUAUCUUGCCAUUGCGCCGUGUUUUCAAAGUCGUUCUAUAUUUAUUACUUUCGUCCUACGCAUAUCAGUUUCAUCCAAUAUAUAUUACUUUCGUUCGAUAUAUAUCUAUUUGCUAAUACAGUCAUAAAGGGCGCCUUAUACAAUAUGCAUCCAUUGAUUGGGACAUUUUGCAUGUAUCCAGUCCACUGAGGGCACCGUCUUACAAAACUGUUACAGUUUCACUUAUCAGGCCAUGUCGUAUGACGUAUGUAUGCAAAACAGGCCCGUGGAAACCACUGGGUUAGAGACUAACCAUAGCCAAUUGAUUUUGUCGCGGCCUUAUACUCUAUUGGCCACUUGAGUUUGUAGAGAUUCUGUACCAGGUGUAUCUAAAACUAAGGUGAGAUUCCUUCCUGCCAACUGUGCAUACUGGUCCAAUCAAUGCUUUGCGUUAGUCCUUCCAAAAUGUGCAACUGGUGAAACAGACAGCAUGCAUGGCUGCUUUGUGAGGAAACAAUUACAGUUCAAAAAAGUAAGGGGCCAUAUUUUAAAUGUUACCGGUUCACUGUCGCUUGGGAUGAAGCCGUCAAUGUCUCCUUCCUUGGAGUUGUAAUAGACGGCAUUCCGCUUGUCCUUCUUGACAAAUUCCUUGAAGGAAAACUGAUUGUUUGGGUCCUCGUCUUUAUCGUCCCCUUGAUCUGCAGAGGAUAAGACACAAGAUGGAUGCAUGUCACUAAAACAACGUUGCCAACAUUUAAGAACAAAAAAAUUGACAGGACCCUGAAAAUUUUGUUUUAGCAAUUUAAGCCCAAACGUUAAGGCUCAGUAACUUCACUUUGUCAAUGUCUGACUGGUAGUGAAACGGUUUGAUAGUGGGAGGGGAAGCCUGAGCAGGGGUGAAUCCCAGAUUUUUUGGUUGAGAGGUCAAUUUUUUUGUACGGCCAAUAGCUUGGUGGAAAAUGGUGGUGGUGGUGGGGGGGGGGUUAAAACCUUAAAACCUUUUAAAAGGUGGGCAGUUCCACCGCCGUGGUAUCGUCUACAGCUUUCUCACUGGAUUAUUCCAAAAUGACUGGAGAGGUGGCCAACAUUUUUUUCAUGAGGAGAAUUCAGCUUAGAUAUGAGCUAGAAUUACGAUGUACUUGAAACUCCUUUGCUGUAAUAGAGUUGACGUACCAUCUUGUAUAAUUAUGCAGUUCCUUUUUCAAAUUCUGCCUCCUCUGAAUUCUGACAUCUUGGGUUUGUCUUCUCAGGACUGCACACAUACAUGUAGUCAAACACAUUCUCAUAGUUUGUAGGGCAAUGAAAGAAUGAAUUCUAUUUGGCCCCCAGUAUAGAUUACGGUACUUCAUAUGAGCUUAUUGCUGUGGCAAGUGAAAAAGAAAAGCGCUAGAAAUACGGUGUGUAGACCUACUGUAAAUGUGUACUUGAUUCUUGGAAGAGUGGGGCACUGUGGACCGCAUCCCAUUAGAAAUUGACAAAGAGCGAUGUUUAGAGAACAUUGAAGGUGUAACAUAAGACAAGUAACAUUCUAUGACGCAUAAACCUAAACCAGUCCACGGGGUGGCACAGUCCACUUGAACACAUGAGGAAGACGAGAGAAAUGCUGCACCCAUCCAAUAUGCCACGUUACACAGAUUUGUGUGCGUGCGCCACAGUGAACAUUUGUACCCUGGGCUUCCAUCCAUAUUAUUUCUCAUCCUCAAUAUUGGAGAGUUAGAACCACGGUGACUUGGGAAGCGUGACACGUACUGGACCUCUAGCUUGGACUUGCAUGUAGGGUGUCCAAUUCUGAGCAUUUGUGAUGUAAUUAGGUCCUCAAGUGGCGCUGUUUAGCCUGUAAAUUUAUUGUGGUGGGACUAUUUUUCAAAAUGGCUUCUUUUCCACUUUAUCGUUCUUUUUUGAAGGGGUCUGAACAAGGUGGAAAUUUCUAUUUAAAAAAAACUAGUGGCCAAUUUAUAGCAGUCAACCCCUUUGCGUUCAAAUUAAUUGAGGAAAAAUUGGUUUAGUUAUGUUUCUAAAACCUGGUGUUUCUUAAACUUUUUAACUCGAGAACUGGCUGCAAUGCAGAUUUUUUUUGCGGACGCUGGUCUAAUAUAUUUACGGUUAUUUUUGCUUCUGCUACCUGAAGAAUAUCAGUCUAAUGGCAAAUUUCUCCUGAAAAUGACUCCAUAUCGUCUGCUGUAAAUGAACGAAUCCCAAGGCAGCAAAAGAAACUUUAGACUGGUGCACCUCUCGAUUAAAGGACCACCCAGCCCCCCUCUCCUCCCAAAAAACCCUCAAAGAAUUUCCAGUUUCACUGCACGUGAAGUACAGGCGUUUUCUACUGGGGUUGAAGAGCCAUACACGGCAAUCAAUGCCAUAUACAAACCGGAUGGAACAAAAACCAAGUCUUCGGGAGGAUUGUAUAAAGUACCACUGAGUUCCUAUAUAGCGCAUAAUUAUUACGAAAUGUCUUUAUAGCACUGAUCGAUUAAGCAGGGAAGUCUUUAGUUUUAUUUUGAGAUUUUCAAUUACUGUAAGGCAUGGUUUAUACCGUUUGGAAGACUGUUCCACAACUCCGGAGAUGCAUGCCCGCCGGCCAUAUG
Molecule: messenger RNA, 3986 nt
Organism: Acanthaster planci (crown-of-thorns starfish)
Lineage: Eukaryota; Metazoa; Echinodermata; Asteroidea; Valvatida; Acanthasteridae
Product: UDP-glucuronosyltransferase 2C1-like
Source: RefSeq, a predicted model, not a curated record